AUGGCCGACACGAGCGGCAUCACUCUGGUGGACAACACGGUCCCGACGCAACAGCCGCUGAGUGGAUCAUCUUCGCGACAGCCCUCGACAGUCGGUCGCCAGAGCAGCCUAACAAGGCACCUGAGCCGCACGGCCGUAUCUGAUCACUUGGCCAGGAGAAAAUAUGCGAAAUGGCAACCGGAAAGGCUAGGGGUGGCGUCCGAUACAGAACGUUCUCCGAGCAGAGAAGGGUCUCGAUUGCGGCGACCGAUCUCGACAUCAAGCUCGAGUGCUCCAGCCAGCCGACGCUCUUCACAACAGGGAAAUAGUGUCGCUGCUGCAAAUACCGGUCUCCCUGAACAUGAUGGGGCUGGUUCCACUCAUGUUCAUACGCGGACCACGACUGAUGAAGCAGUCCAAUCUAAUGAUGGUCAUGGUCAUGGUCAAGCGUCGACCACAGCCGGCCACAUCACAGAGCUUUCUGAGCUCGACAUACUCUACGAGAAUCAGCGAGGCUGGUUCUUCUUCGGAAUCCCACUCUACUCGCAUAGCUCGCUCCUCAACUUCGACCCCCCGGCGUGGAUGACGCAGGAUAAACGUCCGAGCGCCGUGAAUAUCACCAACGCCCAGGUGCCCGAUCCAAGCUGGGAAUGGGCAUGGCGAACGUGGUAUGUCGAUAUGUCGGGCGACGUUGAUGAGCAGGGCUGGCAGUAUGCAUUCUCAUUUACCACCUCCAAGUGGCACGGCACACAUCCCUGGUUCCACUCGUUUGUUCGACGACGGCGCUGGGUGCGACUUCGGACAAAGGCGUUGGAGAGACGGCAUCGCGGCCAGUCCGGGUUUGAACAAGCGCACAUGCUCAAUGAGGACUAUUUCACAAUACACUCCUCCAAAGCGCGUGGUCGAGAGCAAAGUCUCGCGGGGUUGUCGAGAGUGGGAACAGGAUUCUUGAGUCGGGUGGGCACUGCGGAGGAGGAGCCUCAAACAGAAGAGAUUUCGGACAUUCCUAGUCUUCUCCGCGCCAUGAAACAGACGUCUAUUGAUCGGGAGAGGAUCGACGCGCUGAAGAAGUUUGUUAACGAUGGUGGGGAGGAGCUGUAUUACCUGGCUGACAAGGUGCCCCAGAUCAUGACCAUGUUUCUCUUCCAAGCUUCUCGCUGGCAAGUCAUCACCUAUUUCAACAAGACCAUCUACGACCUCCAUCGACGAAUUUCCAGCUCAACCAGCGAGGACAAGGACAAACUGGAGCGGAAACGAGACAGCCUCAUCCGUGCCGUGGAAGCCGGAAAACAGCACGUCACGGGCCCGGACGUCUUGGCCGAUGAUCAAAGCAAUGCGGCCGCGCAACUCCUGGAUUUGACCCCCGUCUCGAGGCAGGAUAGUCUCUUAUCCAAGCGCGCAAAGUGUACCAACCAACCAUUGAAAGUCAUGAAGAUGGGGGCGAUCAAAGGGAUUCCUAAAGAAGCAGAGGUUGGGAGGGAACAUCAUAUCUAUUAA
Messenger RNA from Penicillium oxalicum, 1476 nucleotides. RefSeq lists its product as uncharacterized. Gene Ontology annotation, cellular component: membrane. The coding region runs from base 1 to 1476 and encodes 491 amino acids. Lineage: Eukaryota; Fungi; Ascomycota; Eurotiomycetes; Eurotiales; Aspergillaceae. The transcript is spliced from 2 exons. The record is from RefSeq and is a predicted model, not a curated record.